This is a messenger RNA of Conger conger (European conger), 5539 nucleotides long. RefSeq names its product ubinuclein-1-like. The transcript is spliced from 17 exons. Bases 840 to 4232 code for a protein of 1130 amino acids. The record is from RefSeq and is a predicted model, not a curated record. Lineage: Eukaryota; Metazoa; Chordata; Actinopteri; Anguilliformes; Congridae. Gene Ontology annotation, cellular component: nucleus.
CAAUGGAGGUCCAUUCCAGUCAGAAGAUAAACAAGAGAGAAAACUGGGGAAUGUGACUAAUUGGAAAUUAUUUGUGAAAUUAUUAUAAUGAGCUAUAUUUAUAUGACAAUUUUAUUUUUAUAUGAACUGGAAUUGAAUUGAUUCACAUUAAACCCAGACAGUCGGACUAGGGUGUGAAAUGGAAGAUGUAAAAUGUAAACUGAGAAUUCUGUCAGAGAGGUUAGCUAGAUUCCGACAGAAAGCUUGAAUUCUUUAAGUUACAUCACCCUAAAUAACGAAACGUUUGUAACGCCUUGUACAUUAUUACAUUGCACGCGAUAAUUACAUAUAUUGUACUUUUUGGAAGGGGCCCUGUGCACGCGUUUCAAGUCAGAUUAAUCUAUCUGUAAGGUUAGUAGCUAGAAUUUGUGCAUUGCGCUGAAUCGAUAAGUAGCAGUUGCUAGCUAUCGCAAUCUUGCUCAAUUUCAUAUUAAGAAUCUGCUUAUUUCGACCACCCUAAGUCAUAUGGUGUACAGUCAGUUACUUGAUUUCUCACAGGUCCAGCUACAUUUUGACCGUGUGCAGUUGGUAGCGAGCUGAUGUUAGGCUAGCUAGCUAUUUCGGUAGAAAUGUCAUGCGUUUCAAAUAGUGACUGUCGUGCUAAAUUGAUUACAGGACAUUAAUCUAGCGAACCACAACUGCCCCUUGAGAUGUAAGCCAUGGUACAUGUAGCAUUUACAGGCGCUAGCUAAUCCACGCACGUGGUUUCAUGUCCAUUUCUCAUUAGCUAGUUGCCAGGAUAGGAGGCUAUAGAAGAGUUAUAGCUAGCUACCUAUCCUAGCUAGAUAGCAAACUUUGCUAUGGCUGAACCUCGGAGAGUGCAAUUGACUAGUCUUUCUGGCAAUAUCCCCAUUCCUUCAACUUUACUUAAGCUACCCUUAAAAGAAGAGUUAACCAUUACAACAUCAGGGAAUGAUGUGCAUACGGCCAUUUCAGAAAAGUCUGAAACAACUUCGCGAAUUGUCCUUGCUCUUUUUGAGCCGGAUCAACGGCGCUGUCCAGAGUUUUAUUAUCCUGAACUUGUGAAGAAGAAGAGCAGUUCACUCAAAAAGCCAAUAAAAAGUUUGGAGGAGGUUGAAGAGGAGAAGCACAGAGAGGAGGCAGAAGCUCUUGCCAAGAGGUUUGAAGAAAAAUAUGGAGGAAACAAACGCAAGAAGGACCGCAUGCAGGACCUGAUUGAUAUGGGCUAUGGCUAUGACGAAACGGAUUCAUUCAUUGACAACUCCGAGGCAUAUGAUGAGCUUGUUCCAGCCUCACUCACAACCAAGUAUGGAGGAUUUUACAUCAAUUCUGGAAUGCUGCAGUUUAGGCAGGCAUCUGAAUCUGAAGCUGAUGAUUUCACUGAUGAGAUGAAGAAAAUAAAGGCUCCAAAGAAGAAAAAAUUAAAGGACGGAGGGGAUGUAAAAUUAAUCAAGAAGAAGACAAAAGAUGGGCAGCAUAAAAAAUCCAAAGUUUCAAAGAUGGGCAUCAUGCCUCUCAAUUCCACGGAGGAAAAGAAGAAGAAAAAGAAGCAUUCUGGUGCCCUGAGUGUCAAUGAAAUGCUGAAGACUUUCCAAAGAGAGAAAGAAUCUUCAUUAACAGAGCCAAAGCCACCACAGAUCAGCCAGCCCAUGACUCUCUCAGUUCGAGAGAUGGACCCCAGCUUAAGUGUGGCAGAUCCUCUUCUCUCUCUCAUUGGAUCUGCUAAUGAGAGCGAUUUCUUCCAGGCAGCUAGUACCAUUGACUUUGACAUUGACCUGGACAAGCUACUCUAUGAAUCACCAGAGCCUAGUCCUCCAGGCUUAGAUGAGAACAGCGACCCUCUGUCUGCAGUGCAGUCUCAGAAACAACCCCUUUCGCUCCCAGAAGGAUUACCACCGGCUUUGGAAAGGCGUAUUAAAGAACUGACUCAGGCUGCUAAAGCCUCAGAGGGAGAAGGAAAGCAGAAAUUUUUCACUCAAGAUAUUAACAACAUGUUACUUGACAUUGAGCUUCAAUCCAGAGAGCUGAACAGCCAAAUGCGCUCUGGAAUCUACGCACACCUGGCCUCUUUUCUCCCAUGCAGCAAGGACACAUUGGUCAAAAGAGCAAAGAAGCUGCAUUUACAUGAGCAGGAUGGCCGUCUCAAAGAACCACUUCAAAGGCUGAAAGAAGCCAUUGGCAGAUCCAUGCCUGGACAGAUAAGCAAGUACCAGGAUGAGUGCCAGGCUCACACUCAGGCCAAGUUUGCAAAAAUCUUGGAGGAGGGUAAAGAAAAAGAAUCGAAAGAUAAGGCAUACUCUGAUGAUGAUGAUGAAGAAGAGAAGAGUGGCAAGCGGGUUAUGGGACCCAGGAAAAAGUUCCAGUGGAAUGAUGAGAUAAGGGAGUUUCUUUGCAAUGUUGUCAGGCUUAAAAUGGGUAGCUAUGAACUGGAGAGAAACAAGUCCCAAAAUGCAGAAGAGUAUUUGAAGGCUUUUCUGGAGGCUGAAGUUAAACCGCUUUGGCCAAAAGGAUGGAUGCAAGCCAGGAUGCUGUUCAAAGAGAGCCGGAGAGCACAUUGUCACAUUACGUGUCUACCGACCAAAAAGAAAGUCAUAACCGCCCCAAAAAUAAAAAACAAGGAGCCGUUUGUGAAACUGGAGAGAAAGGGGACCUUCUUCGGCAAUGCACCAACCCCCACUGGGAGCACUGUGUUGGGGUCUGGGAGUCCAUCAGUGCUGGCCUCGGGGUCUGAGAGCUCGUCAGUGGGCCCCCAUGGAUGCUGCGGUCCUCACUGCGCUCCAGUCCAUGCCCCCAACAGCAUUCAAGCCUUCAGUAUGGAUGACUCGCUGGACGGAGAUCUGCUUCAUAACCCCCCUUCGCUGGGGGCAGUUUCCGAGGAGCUGGCGGCCCUCAACAGCGACGCGAGAGGCAGCCCCGAUUUCUGCUUUUCCGCCGUACACAAGCCUGCCCCUGACAGCGUUCCCGCCUCGGCCCUGCUGGAGGAGAGGAACGCCGUGCCGAAGCUGUCUGAAACCACGUCCAUGGCUACGUCACAGUCGCCGCUCAACCUUUUAGCUGAGCAAGCGCUAGCACUCGGGCAGCUCUCCCAAGACGGGAAAACCGAAAACACCCAGCUGCUGAUUCUCCCCGGCUACAAGGAGCUGCUGUCCCAUGCAACCCUCUCUGCCAAAGCCUUGUCUGACAGUAUGCAGGCCAAAGAGAGGAGCUUCAAUCAGCCAGGAACCAGCCACUCUCCUUUACCUUCUCCAACCCUGAAGCCUUUCCUACAGCACAGCCAACGCCAGAAACACUUUCCCACGCCAAUGCAGUACAACCUGGGCAGUUCCCAAAAUAAAGCAUCAAAAUACUUUCACCCGUGCUCAGGCGUACAGCAGCCCAAGGCCGCGUCGAAAGCACAGGCUUUUCAGUCCCUCUCCUCCUCUCCGCCCAACAACGGCCACCCCGCGUCCAUCAGCAUAGCCAGCAUGAUUCCCUCUAAAGGGUCCGCCCUGACCUACCUGCCGAAACACGGCUCCACGCCUAGCCCCUCCGGCCUGGCCUUCAAGCCCGAGUUCUCCCUGCCGGGCACUCCCCAGGGCAGCGCGGCCCAGUGCCUCUCUGGCUCUCACGGCCCGGCCACCGGCGCGAAGUCCCCCUCUCCCAGCCAAGCCCCGUGCCUGCAGUCGCCCAGCACCACAGUAAAGAAAGCUCCCUCCUCUCAGAAACUCACCCUGGUGGCACCUCCUGGUGGCUCUAACGGGGACUCUGCCAUGGGCAUUCAGGGUGUAGCCAGACUCCUCACUUCCUCACUGAACCCUGCUGUGGCACCCCCCGUGUCUGCCCCAGUAGCUGCUGUGAGUCAAGUCACAAAGAGCGGGGCAUCUGUGCUGUCAAGUGCCCCGUCUCUUAACCUCCUGUCACCAUCAUUUACUACAGCGGGCCAGAAGCUGACCCCAGGGACGCUCGGGAUUCUCCCUGGCAUCGUCCCUAUGCACACAUUUAGUUUCCCCGUCAUCUUCAACCCGGAAUCCGCAUCCCAAAAGAUGGGAUCGAAAGACGCCAUCGUCACCGGGCCCGCCCCGGGGACGUUUCACCACGGACUGACUCACAGUAUAUUUGGUGGUUUGCAUUCUAGCACGCUCCACCCACCGCAACUCCCACAAUCCACUCUGUCCUCCCAUUUACAGCAAAGCCUACAAGAUGGGAGCAAAGUCCACGGAGAGAGCGCAAACGCACAGAGAAAGUUGCAAUGAAGUCUCAAAGACGAAAAAAAAAACGCUGCUAGUUUCAACUGAGGCAACGUUGAUAAAACUCAAUUGCUUUAAUGUUCUUAUAGUGUUGUGGUGGUGAUGGAAGGAUUGUUUCAAUGUGACGUAAAAGUCGGAAAUGCACAAUGCAACUUGCACUUAGUUCCCCAACUGAAAUCGUACUUUUAUAAUGUAUUGUGGAAGUGUAGAUCAGUUGAGAAAAGGUAGAGGGUUAUACCUGACGAUUAACACUGAAUGUAAUGAAGGUGUUUUAACAUGUUCAGGGUCCUGUGUCUUAAAACCACCCCUUUUUAAAAAAAAUAAAAAAAUAAAUAAAAAUGCAUUGUUGCAUAUGGUGUGCUGUACAGUGAGAAAUUGCACUCAAAUUAGUCAUUUUGCCAAAUGAACAACUAUGGAGAAACUUGGUUGUUGUGGAUUGUAAAAUGAAUUUUGAAACGUGAUCUACAAUUUAUGUUGCUAAGUUGAUUUGUAUUGAACUUUUUGUUAUAACUUAAGUACGGCACUCAUUUGUAUUGCUUUAUUUCUAUAUUUCUUUUUGUUUCCCAAGUUGGGGUCGGAGGAUUCAUGGAGUAUUUUCAUCCUUGUUAUGGUUUUGAAUAACUACACUGUAAAAUCAUGGGACCAUUUUUCUACUGUAUACUUAUGUAAAUUGCAUUGAGUGCGGCAUUUUUCUGCUUUGUGCUGAAUAUGUGCUAUAAUAAAAUGGGAAAUAGCAUUUAACAUGCCUUUCCCAAAAUGUUAUUUUCAGAGUACAACUGACUAAUGAUAGAUGACUAAAAGCAAUUUAAAUGCACUUGUUUAAAAGAAAAAUCUGAAAUGAUAUCCUGAGAUAAAAUCUGAAGGGUUACAUUUUUUGCAGUGUUUAUAUUAUAAUUUGCUCAAAAUUCUAGUUUGUUAAAAAUAAUAUUAGUAUUAUCAUGACUAUUAAAGAAUGAAAAAGGCCUUUAUAAAAAUGGAAAGUCAAUUUGGGUCCCAUUUAUGGUGAGAUUAAGCUGUCUGUGGAAAAUUUAUUGAACAUUUGUUAAAUCUCAGGACUUAAAGCUAUAUAAGUUUGAGCAAUUUACUUGAACAUUUGAAGGUUUGUAAAUUGUACUGCAUAUGUGAUGCUCUAGAUUGUCUACUGUAUGUAAAAUGGCACUUUUUAAAUGCUUCGUUGUUCUUACAAUGUUUGUAGUGGAAACGGAUUUCAAAGAAGUCGGUUAUAUUUACCUUGUAAAAAGUGCUUCAUGUUUUGUAUUUCUAAAUUUAUUUAAAUGAAAAAAUGCAUUAAACUGACUUGAAUAAAAAAAUUA